ACCCCCAAAUUACCCUAUAAACCGGGUCCCAUGGAUUCUGACAAAUGGCUUGGAAGGAACACGUGCCAGGACGUUACAGAAGACAAUUGUGGCUACAGGCAGUUCUCGCCAGCUCGUGUGUCAGCCCAUGGAAACUGGGUAAUAGCCGAGGGAACUGUGGAUUUUAACUGCAGGAGAUCUCGGAGAUGCCGCGGGCUUAGGGAGCGCACGAGGGCGGCGGCUGGGACUGCUGACCCGAGGCCCCGCGCGCGCGCGCGCGUUCCAGGAGGGGGCGCCCCAGCGCGAGCGCGGUGACAGUGAGCGUUAAGGUAACAACUGCCACCGCCGGAGGAUGGCUUCCAGCUUUAAGAAGCCAAACGUGGCCUCCACCAGCCACCACCAGAAAAGAAAGGUGGGGCCUAAGCCUGAACUCACCGAAGAUCAGAAGCAAGAAGUUCGCGAAGCCUUUGACCUCUUCGAUGCCGACGGAAGCGGCACCAUCGACGUGAGGGAGCUGAAGGUGGCCAUGAGAGCGCUGGGCUUCGAACCCAAGAAGGAGGAGAUGAAGAGGAUGAUCUCCGAGGUAGACAAGGAGGGCACAGGGAAGAUCAGCUUCAAUGACUUCUUGGCCGUGAUGACUCAGAAGAUGGCCGAGAAAGACACCAAAGAAGAAAUCCUGAAGGCUUUCAGGCUCUUUGAUGAUGAUGAAACCGGGAAGAUCUCUUUUAAAAACCUCAAGCGUGUGGCCAACGAGUUGGGGGAAAACCUCACUGAUGAGGAGCUGCAGGAAAUGAUUGACGAAGCCGAUCGGGAUGGAGACGGCGAAGUGAACGAGGAAGAGUUUCUUCGGAUCAUGAAAAAGACCAGCCUCUAUUAAAAUCAGUUUCUCCUGUAAGCAAGCGCAUGUAGAGAAGUCGAGUGACUUGCUGGGUUCCCUGCUUCUGUUUUGUGAAACCUUGAGUUAAAGGACAACACUGUCUCUCC
This is a messenger RNA of Vicugna pacos (alpaca), 963 nucleotides long. It is a transcript of the gene CETN1, whose product is annotated as centrin 1. Gene Ontology annotation, cellular component: myosin II complex. Gene Ontology annotation, molecular function: calcium ion binding. The record is from RefSeq and is a predicted model, not a curated record. Lineage: Eukaryota; Metazoa; Chordata; Mammalia; Artiodactyla; Camelidae.